CAUUCAUUUGUCUUCCUUCAGCAAAGCAACAUCCAAAAAAACAACUUAGCAAAAAUGGCUUGCAUCUACAACAACUCCACCAUCAGCAACUUCAAUUCAACUUUCAUCAACAAGAGCAUUGAUAAAUCUUCUCUAUCUCCAGCCAUGAGCGUUUUGAAACUCAUGAAAACUGUACGCAAGAUCUUCAACAACAGCAGCAGUAACACAAAGAAAUCCAACAUCAUUACCAAACAAAUGAUUUCGGGUCCUGUAGUCAUUUCAACUUGUAUGACUGAAGAGGAACAUCAAAAUUGGUUAAAUGAGCAAUUUGAGUCAACAGCCAUUCAAUUCUAAAGUGAAAGCAGUGAAAAGGUCGAAAAGACUUUAAAAAGGUACUCUCUCUCUCUCUCUCGCAUAAAGGAUCUUGGUUAACCGGAUCUUAGGAAAGAGAAUUAGAAAAAAUGGGUCAUCAUGUUUAGCAGCAGCACAACAGUAAAGCAGCAGCUCAACAGUGAAGCAGCAGCUCAACAGUAAAUCAGCAUUUCAUUAAAAUGGGGAAAAAAUCUUUAGAAGAUGAAUAAUAGUACAAAAGCAAAUUUUAUAGAAAUAUU
Messenger RNA from Lucilia cuprina (Australian sheep blowfly), 590 nucleotides. RefSeq lists its product as uncharacterized. Bases 55 to 333 code for a protein of 92 amino acids. The transcript has a single exon. NCBI's taxonomy places the organism in Eukaryota, Metazoa, Arthropoda, Insecta, Diptera, Calliphoridae. The record is from RefSeq and is a predicted model, not a curated record.